AUGUCCGGCCCACCCCCACCCAGAGGCCCUAGCGAUGGACCUCGUCCAGACAUUGGCGACACCCUGAUUGUUAUCCAUGACUUCCAUGCUCGUAGCUCGGAUGAGCUUAGUCUCGGCAAAGGCGAUAGAGUUGAGCUGAUUGAGCGCGACGACGAAUUUGGUGAUGGCUGGUUUCUCGGGCGUCACCUCCUCAAUGGUAACACAGGUCUCUUUCCCGAAGUGUACACGCGACCAGCUCCAAGGAAUAUUCCCGGACCCUCGCCCGCCACACCCAGCGAAGUGCUGGCCCCGUCCAUUACAACUGCUAGUGUUCCGACGACGACUCCUUCACGGACGACCAAUGCCGAUGAUACGCCUGCGCCUUCGAAUACCACAGAAGCAGAUGUAUCGUCUGUGUCGCUCUCAAUUCCCAUCUUAUCCGAAGUUUCGCUCGCUCAGAGUGCACCAAGUCAAACAGGCGCUGCCUCCCCUGCCGUCGCUCUUCCUCAGCAGACACCCGGCCACGACAGCCGCGUCCUCAGCGAAACUCUUAAUGUAAUUGAUGAGCAUAUCACGCGCCUUAGAUCUCCUCUCAGUACUGGUAGUAACUUGCGAAAUCAUGGAAAUGACUCGAGCUCCGAAUACAGCGUUCCACUCGACCAUCGCAUGUCUUAUAUCCGUGGUGAGGAAACAGAUGAAGAGGAGGACCUAUCUCACACGAAGCAAGAGGUGCAAGGCUGGCCUGCUGAUCGAGUUGCUGAGUAUCUCUUAGAGGCUGGUGUCGAAAAGCAACACUGCGAAGUCUUCCGUGACCAAGAGAUUAGCGGCGAAGUCUUAUUGGGCAUGGAUCAAAGCUCCCUUUUCAUAAAGGCAUUUGAUCUCGGCUCUGUUGGUCGCAGGCUCAAGACUUGGCAUAAGAUCAAGGCCCUUCAGGAUGAGGUCGCUAACAACGACGCUGGCGUCAAGAGAAGUACACAAUAUGGUAGCGAUGCGGGCUCUGAAGCAACCAGAAACCGGAGAAGUCGCACUAAUACAAUUACGACAAGCGGUUCCAACAGGCCCUCCUCAGUCUCAACUAGACAUCUCUCUCAGGCUCCCAAGGCUUCUCCUACUACCCAGGUCACGCCUGCGUCACCGCAAAAGAUGGUUGAAAGCCGACCAGGUCAUGCAAAGCGACCGUCAGCCGCCUCAAUCCGAGAACUGCACCACUCAAGACGACACUCUUCGACCGACUUUCGUAUCGCAUCCCCUGUCCUUCCUUCUCCGUCUCUGCAACCUCGGUCUCCCGUCGACGGUCACAGGAAGCAGCCAUCAUUCGAUCGUAACUGGACGCUUGGCAAUGCAUUUGGGCAGCCCGGAGUUCGUCCGCUCUCAUCUGCCGGUCUACAGGAUUUGGAACCGUCCGAGAAGGAUCAGGACUCCGCUGUCGACCUCGACAGAGGAUAUUUCUCUGGCACCGAGGCCGAGGGAAGACGCCGAAACGUACUUAAGAAGCGUGAGAGCCUCGCUCACUCUCGACAGUCCAGUUACGCGGAGGAACAGCGAGUUCGUAGCGCUACUGCGCUCUCCAGACACUCUCGAUUCGGAAGUGUUGAUUCGUUUCGUGAUGCGCCGUCUACUGCUGCUCAUAAGUACUAUGGUAUCCAGCCGUCUGCCCAUGGCAGAAGCGCGUCGACAAACACUACCGAAUCGAUACGCCCUCUGCCUCCUUUGAAAGAUAAUAUCCCUCCACCCGUUACAAAACUGGACUCAAAACGUGCGCAGCCCGCACCGAAGCAGCAGGGAUUCAAUUCGGACUGGUUGUCGAAUGUCGUCAGCCGCCCAGGUCAAAAACAAGGCCGCAGCGGCAUGCGCGCCAUUUCCGAAAAGUUCAACUUAGAGCGCCGUGUGUCGCCAUCCGACUCUUCCCCGAAGGAUAGCGCGUCAUUUUCGCCAGCCACUGGGCAGAGCACUCCUUCCGUAGCGCAGAGCCUGGAGGCUGACUCGCCUGUCUCCAGUCAGAACAGUGCCGCCACAGCCCCUAUCAAGGGAAAAAAGAAGGGCAAGAAGGGCACGAGCGCGUACACUCGGGGAUUACUGAAAAUUGGCCCUGUAGAGGCUAAACAGGGUGCAGAAUACUUUGGGUGGAUGAAGAAGAAGAGCUCGCAUCUCAUGACCAACUGGAAGCCACGAUUUUUCGUUUUGAAGGGUCGUCGCCUAUCAUACUACUAUUCCGAAGACGACACGGAAGAAAAAGGCCUAAUCGACAUCUCGUUCCACCGCGUGCUGCCCGCCGACAACGACCGACUCACUGGGCUCCACGCCACCAUUGCCAAUGCUGUCGGUGGGCCGUCGAUUCCCAACUCGUCACUCUCGCCGGACGUAGAAAAAUCCAACGAGCCCGACUUCAUCUUCAAGCUAGUGCCGCCGCGCGCGGGCCUUUCGCGGGCCGUCAAUUUUACCAAGCCGAUGGUGCACUACUUUGCGGUGCCGAACGUCGCGCAGGGCCGGCUCUGGAUGGCCGCCUUGAUGAAGGCCACGAUUGACCGCGACGACGCGGCGCCCGUCACUACGACGUACCAACAAAAGACGAUUUCACUCAACAAGGCGAAGCAGAUGCGGCACCGCCCUCCCGCGCUCAUGAACCUCGAUGAAAUGGCCGACGAGGAGCAGAAGGCGGAGAGCAGCAGCAACGGCGGCGGCGGCCCGAACGGGACAAAUAGCCUCGGCAUCUUUGCGGAGACGGACAGCGGUGUAUCGGGCUUGGAUAAGGCCAAGCCCAAUGGCGUCUCGGUGGAGACCAAAGUCGGUGACCCCGGCGCCGUCGUCGUCCCGCAGAGCGCAUAG
Beauveria bassiana ARSEF 2860 is the source of this 2805-nucleotide messenger RNA. RefSeq names its product SAM domain-containing protein. The record is from RefSeq and is a predicted model, not a curated record. Gene Ontology annotation, cellular component: plasma membrane. Lineage: Eukaryota; Fungi; Ascomycota; Sordariomycetes; Hypocreales; Cordycipitaceae. Gene Ontology annotation, molecular function: protein binding. The transcript has 3 exons. Gene Ontology annotation, biological process: actin cytoskeleton organization. Bases 1 to 2805 code for a protein of 934 amino acids.